Molecule: messenger RNA, 5930 nt
Organism: Branchiostoma floridae (Florida lancelet)
Lineage: Eukaryota; Metazoa; Chordata; Leptocardii; Amphioxiformes; Branchiostomatidae
Product: muscleblind-like protein 3
Exons: 12
Coding region: 987-2399 (470 amino acids)
Molecular function (GO): metal ion binding
Source: RefSeq, a predicted model, not a curated record
UGCAAGAAAACAUCUUUGAACUUCACAGGAUGAAGAAAUGCAGGUGUUCUUUUGUGAGCGAAGAUCGCACAGCUAAAAGGUGCAGCUAAUUUUCUCAAUCGGUGCAAAACGAGACUGUUAUAUAAAGAAACCUUUGCAAUAUAUCAGUUCCGGGAAAAACUCGGAAUUGUUUACAGGAAUCAACUUGUUCCUGAAAGAAAAUGCGUGCUUCAAAAAACACGGUAUGUCCCCAGUAGUGGUGCUGGAGUAGCAGGUUGGUUAACCACGGAGGCUGGCUUGAGUUGUACCCGCUAGGGACGCCCGGAACAUCUGCAUGCCUGGCGCGAUUGUUUAGUUUUUCCCCCAAGGUUACUGUUUGAAGUUGAACGUGAACCAUGAACCUGAAGUUACCUCUGACACCUCGCCGCCGGACUAGUGCGCAUGGUCAGGAGUGAUCGGUGCUGCCGCUCGGUUCUCCACGCCUCUCCGCCCGCCUCAGACAGACCACGGACACCCCUGGGGGACACCGCCGUGCGCAACUGCCGUCUACAGCCCCAAGGUCAUAAGGUGCUGCCUGUGCUUCCCGGCCAAAUGCUACACAACUAAGAUUGAUGACCGCGCCAUGACAAGAGAGUGACCAGACAACGACAAAGGUUCCAGCCCCGCUGCUUCCACCGCUUCAGCCCUAUCCAAGACAGCCCUCUUUACAUGCCUGUAAUACGAUAUUGAGCUGAUCACCACGCCAAGCGCUCAUUGGCAUUCAGAGAAUACUGCACCAGAAUUUCUUUGGCCAAACGUCACCUUUGCCAAGCUGCAAAUUCAAGUGCAAACAGCAUCACGUCUUUCCCUCCUGAACUUGGACCCUUGAAUGACUGACGGGAAAAUUGCUGGGUGUAGAGUCAAGUGAUAUUUGACUUUCUGGUGCGUGCCGGUGGCUGCCGCGUCCACAGACCUGCAACCAAAGCAAGACUAUCUCAAGCCGUAGUUUUCAGUGAACAUCCAUAUUUAUGCAGGCUAGGGAGGUCCUCGAGCCCAAUAUAAUGGCCGUCAGAGAUAAUCGGUGGCUGACGUUAGAAGUCUGCCGCGAGUUUCAGAGGGGAACGUGCACCAGACCGGACACAGAAUGCCGCUUUGCGCAUCCGAGCAAGCAGGUACAAGUUGACAACGGACGUGUCGUCGCUUGCUUCGACUCUUUAAAAGGACGUUGCACCAGAGAAAACUGCAAGUACUUGCACCCGCCACCCCACUUGAAAUCCCAGCUAGAAAUCAACGGACGCAACAACCUAAUAGCCCAAGCAAACGCAAAGAACCAGAUCCUACAGCAAGUGCCAUUUCAACCUAUUCUGCCGGGGUCUCAACUACAACCAAUGGAUCAGUACCUGAAACUCUGGGGCUAUCAGUGGAAUACCAAUUUGGAACAGGCCACCCCGCAGUUCAACAACAUUCAGGCUGCUGCAGCCUUUAAUCCGUACUUGAACCCGAUGGCACCUUCAUCGGUGGGGCUGGUGCCCACGGAGGUUCCGUUUCCAAGUGCCGUGCCGCUAGUGCCUGGGGCCAGUGCUCCUGCAGUGCUUCCAGCGAAGAUUGCUCGCACUGACAGACUGGAGGUCUGCCGUGAGUUUCAGCGUGGAAACUGCACAAGAGGAGAGAACGACUGUAAAUACGCCCACCCUACCGAGGGGGUAACAGUCGACACAUCCGACAACUGUGUCACGGUGUGCAUGGACUAUAUCAAAGGUCGCUGCACACGGGAGAAAUGCAAGUACUUCCACCCACCCCCCCACCUGCAGGCCAAGAUCAAGGCAGCUCAGCACCAGGCACAGCAAGCCGCAGCUGCCAUGAGCCCUCUUGGGACUUUAGACAUGAAUAGUCCGGCAGUCCUCUGUCAUAGCUUUGACCUUGAAGAUGGAGGUGACCAGGGUGACCUUCAGUGGAGAGGAAACAUAGGCGCCGAUCAGAAUAUGGUCGGAUUCCCACCUGGCAUGGUUCCGUACGCCAAGCGUCCUACCCUGGACAAAAGCACACUGUACAACCCCCAACUUGCCGCGCAGUACCAGCAAGCCAUCGCCUCUAUGCAACUCCAGCAGGGUCAACAGCCCUUUGUCCCCACGGGUACUGCCUUCCCUCCCAUGAUGCUCCCUGCUCCCGCUGGUGCAGCCACUGCAGCUUCCAAUGUUCCUUACUUCAAUGCACAAAACCAGCCUACGGACCAGCUGCCCGUCUGCCGUGACUUCAAGGCCGGGAACUGCAAACGACCAAACUGCCGUUACGUGCACCUAGUGGAAGACCAUGUUGAAGUGGUUGAUGGGAAGGUUACGGUCUGCCGGGAUGCUUUGAAGAUGAAGUGUGCCCGCCCGAUGUGCAAGUACUACCACGUGCCCGCCGGCCAAACCCUGCCAACCGCUACCACCAUAGUCUGACACGCUGGCCCCCCCACCGCACAGCUGCCAACAAUCCACCACGACAAACGACACAGCUCUCACGUGGAGCUGCGCUGUUCGGACUGACUUCCAGUGGCAAAUACGGCGUCAAAUCGCGUUGAAUUUGCAUCUGUUUUUCCAUCCACCUUUGCAUCAUGUCUGUCGGUGAAGACAAAAGUACUCACACCACAUUCGGCUAUGCAAAGGUGGGCGGAUUGGAUUCGUGGCAGCUCUGUUGUGACAUCAUCAAAUAGCAUUGUUACUAUAACUACUGGAUAGAAUCUGAAAAUCCCCCUCCACUCAACAGAUACUAGAGUAUGUAUGUUGCUCUCUCUCCCCCUUUAGGUGCUAACAAUGUUUCCCAGAUGGCAGCAGUCGAAACCAAAGCCAUUUAAUUUUUAUUAUUAAUGUGUAAAUUGUGGACAUAAUUUUCCUAUGAACUUUUUCAUAAUGAUGAUAACAGUGUUCCUAUAUUGUCCUAAUAUUGUGCAAAGCACGAACGUACGUACGCAAAGAAAUGGUCAUUUUUUAGAGACUGCUCGAGGGCAGAGUGAUCCAGCUGAACAAAAAUGCUUGUGAAGCAUUGUGUUGUUGCACCACUGAUCCAAUGGGCCGAAGGCCAUGUGGAGGGUGUUUUGGGGGGCUCCUCAAUCAUAGAUCGAUCGUGGCAAAGGUCCGUUACAGACGGAGAGAAGGACACAAAGUCUGAAGCCAUAGGCACACUGCUAACUGCAGGACAGGUCACAGCAGAAAAGAUAGGAUAACUCCAGCCCACGUGACGUGACAUGCGGAACCCCCCAAAUCACCUCUCUGUAGCGACUAUUUCCUGGCGCUUGAGGCAUGCCUAGCAUGUAAAUUAAUAAGAACGAGUUGUAAAGAAGAACCCUGUGGGGAACACGCGCUUGUAAAAUAGCUGAGGGAAAAGCUCCGAGCCGGUGCUACUUUAACCGUCAUCAGGUGCUGCUAGGGAAGGACAUGGUAUGGUGAAGACUGUGGAGGGAUAAGGGUUAACUGAGAAGGAUUUUAGCAUUAGGAACGGGCUGCCAAACAUAUAACGUACAAACCAUUAUUCUUGACGAGUGACAAAAACUUUCCACUGAUGCACUUAAUGUGAGAAAACAAUCAGAAUUCCCGUUUAUGUACAUUUGUAGCCAUGUUUCACGCCGUCCCCACUGUAUAUGUCUCACCGAAUCCUCUGUAUCCAACGCCCGAAGCAUCUGGUUAGCGUGAAAAGCACCGAGAUGGAAGCGAUCGUGCCAUUCUGGACAUUCGGAACGGCGCCUUCGCGACUUAGUUCUGACCUUGGAUACACGACGAUUAGAUGGGGGUGACGAGGAUGGUUUGUGCAGUUUUGAGGGAACAUUGAUUUUUAGUGCAAAUUGUGCUUCCAAAGUGAGCACGGGGCUGCCAUCUUGGAAACGGGUGACCUUGUUGAUCUUGGACAGGUUGAUAGAGAAUGUAGGAAUAGUAAGAUUAGACUUGUAGUGCAGAAUUUCCCAAUCAAUGUAUCUAUGAAAGCAAAAAAUUUAAUUGAAUCAAAAUUGAAUUUCCCUUGAAUUGUUUCUAUGGAGCUAGAAUUUUUAUAAAGAUGGAUUGAAUGAAUGACUUUCAUCAUGUAAUGUACUCGAAAUGUGAAUUCACUACCAAAUAUGGAAGUGCACUAAUUUUGAAUGCAUCUAUAGCUGUUGGAGAGGUGGUAGAAUUAUGUGUACUUUUAAUGUAGACAACAAAUCUGAAGUUCUCUUAUUGUAUGAAUAGUAGAGAGUAUUGUGACUACAGUUUGAACUAUGUAAUGUCACCAAUGCUAAUCCUGUGUAUAACAUUGUAGGGGUAGUGCUAGAAUUUUAAAUUAGGAAUUUAGCAAAGUGGGAAUGGAAUUUAGAAAUUGUAAAUUCUAAAAUGUAGAGCUACAAUUCUUGAAACAACUUUCUAUAUCUUUCACAUAUCAGGUUUGUUGUUCAUUUGUUUAGUUAAGAUUCAACAUUAUUUUACUACCUAAAGUUAAUUUCUAUUUUAUGGAUGACAAAAUUAUCGUCAAUUGUAAUGAAUGUCAUCUUGUAGUUAUUUUCCAUCCAAUUGAAAAAAAAAUCAAAAUGAAUGAAAAAUUUUAGAAAAUACAAUCCUAUAACUACAAUGAUAGAAAUCAUUGUUACUAUAAAUAAAUGGUUACAAAAUGCCUUGUGGCUUAGUGAAUAGAAAUUACUAGGAAUUCUUCCAUGUGAGGAUUUCCGAGAAAGCAGAACAUGCUCGCGACGGCCAACAUUAAGUCCAGGCUGAUAUACAUGGCUAUUCUUGCUGGAAAGCAUGUAUUACGAUCCAUGUCACAGUGUCUACUGAAACUGACUGACAGUACGGACAGAUCCAGUGCUGUUUCAGUACUGCAUCUGUACUGUACUCAGUCCAGUAUUCAGUACCUACUUAGCUGCUGUAAGGACAGGCUUGUUAUGUUCAGCCUCUAGGCAGAGUUAAACAUCCAGCUUCCCAUCAUUUCAGAUGGAAACAGUGAAACUUUAAGAAGAAACCUGAAGAAUCCUACAGCAGUUUUUUCAAGAACUAAAAAGCAGAAAGGUUGUAGUGGGGAUGGAUAAGUAGUUACUUGCUUCCUUCCCUGAAACAACUACAACAACCUUCACUACAAUUUACAAAUUAUAUGUCAUUGGUGACAGUCAAGAUAUAAUCUAAUUACAAUACACAAACUUUCAAUGUCUGACUAUUACAGACAAUAGAUGAGAAUGGAGUGGUGGGAAUCUGGUAACUAUUAGCUUUACAUACAUAAGUACAUGCACGAUGAGUUAAUGUAUAAGAAACACUUGAAACAGCUUUGCUCUGUUUAAUUAGUAUAGAUGUGUAGCAGACUACAUUGUAUUACUAUUAGUUAAACACUCUGGAGAAAUGACCACCAAACAGUCGAAUGACAAACAGAGCCGUGAAUAUGUACCACUAGCCAGCCAUCCUAUCACGGUACCUGUAACAUCUAAGCAGUUUCUGUGCACAUGCGUCGUGCGUUGUCAUUGGCUGCUGACAGACGAACACAUGAGGUUGGUUACAUUGAGUUGCAAAAGGGCAUUUCUGCGGAAUGUUCCUUCAAUCAUGGAAAUGAGGCUCGUGCAAUUAGUGUGGAAAGGACACCCAUCCAUUGUGGUGAGAUCAGAGCUAAUGUUUUAGUCUUCUUUUUUCUAGAUCCAGUAUUUUUAGUUUUAUUUUUCUAAAAUUGUUAUCGCAGCCUAAAGAUCUCGGUAUGAGGCAACAUCCUUCCAUACUACACUAGCGUGCAGAGUUGCAUACUUGUGUUCCAUUGUUGCGAGGCUUAUAGUCGGUAGUGUUGUAUGACAAUGAUAUAAAACCAGUGGAUGUACACUGAACUAUGGCUUACUAGAAACGUUUAACGUUCACUUUCCAACAUACGCUAGUCUUGGCUUGAUUUAUAUGUGUUUUGUCCAAUAAUUUGUGUGUUUUCUCUUUCAUACUCUGGUUAAGAUGGCCUCCACAGCCAGCUGCUUAGUAAAGCAAAGUAUCAGAGUAUAAUCUCAA